This is a messenger RNA of Pseudocercospora fijiensis CIRAD86, 1109 nucleotides long. RefSeq lists its product as uncharacterized. Gene Ontology annotation, biological process: chromatin organization; negative regulation of transcription by RNA polymerase II. Gene Ontology annotation, molecular function: chromatin binding. NCBI's taxonomy places the organism in Eukaryota, Fungi, Ascomycota, Dothideomycetes, Mycosphaerellales, Mycosphaerellaceae. The record is from RefSeq and is a predicted model, not a curated record. The coding region runs from base 183 to 869 and encodes 228 amino acids. Gene Ontology annotation, cellular component: pericentric heterochromatin; nucleus. The transcript has 5 exons.
CACCCUUAGGACUUCACGUCGCGUCGCAUCGCAUUGCAUUACCGAUCGCGGUCGCAUAGACUGUCUAUUGAUACUGACGCAGUCGCGUGUGCAGUGCGCGCAGCCCUCAGGUGCAAUUGAAGUGGCGCAGUGCUCUGCGCGACACGCCCACACCUGUACGCGGUCGAGGUCGACGAGACGAAAUGCCCCCGGCAGCGAGCGAGAGCGGGUCUGAUGACCUCGAUGCUAUCCCCGCCAAGGCCAUAGCCUCCAAGGAUGAUCCCAUGCAGGAUGGAGAGGAUGGAGAGGAUGAGGAGGAAGAGGGUGAAUACCAGGUGGAGAAAAUUGUAGAACACAACUUUGUCAAAGGCAAGGUAAUCUACAAGGUCAAGUGGCUUGGUUGGGAUGCGGAGGAUGACCAGACUUGGGAACCCGUUGAGAAUCUUGAGGGCGCGAAAGAGUUCCUUAGUGCAUAUCAUCGAGCCAUCGGCGGAACACCAGAACCACCCGCAAAGGGUAAGAAGCCAACCAAGGCAUCUCUCGGCAAACGGAAUUCCACCCAAGCAGAUCUCGACUCGCCCGCACCAUCCAGCAGCAAGAAAGGCCGAGGACGAAAGUCUGAUGCCAACGGUACUUCUGCAGUAGACACUUUCCCUGUUGGCAGCUGGGAGGAGCAUGUCUCCGCGGUUGCGGCCAUUGUCGAAAGCGAAGAAGUCGGCCUCACCAAGGGAAAGAAGGACGUCCAAUCUCUAGAAGGUCUUCUCGAGUGGAACGACGGGCGUAAGACGCAACACAAGAUGGCUCUCCUUCGACAAAAAUGUCCGCAACGAUUACUGGAUUACUACGAAUCUCACCUUGUCUUCCAGGGCGAUCCGAGGUAUGUGUCGUAAUCGGCAUGGAAAGAUCCGCGUGAGGGCAUGCAAGUCCAGUGCAAAUUCCUUGCAAAUAUCAGGACACCUCUGGCUAAAAGAAAGCGGCCUGCAAGAUGGUCAGUAGGAGGCGUGACUGGAGUUUACAAAUUCACAUUCGAACGCGAUUAGUACUUGUCUCUUUUUGCUCAGGAUAAGUAGGGCACGAAAUGUAUUUUGACACUGCUGAGCCCGUUACAGGCCGUUUGCGCGUCUCUGCUG